CCCACAUAUCUAGACUGCGACGUUGGACGCGGAGAUGGCGGAGAUGAUAAGGAUCAAAAUUAUGACUCGCAACGGUGCAACUAUAACUCGGUCUGCGGGGAGUGUCAAGAACGACAAUUUACCGUUCAUUUCUGCGGCUCAGGUUCAGAGAGAAACUGGGACCGAGGGCUCCAGAAUUUGGGUUGUGAUCGACGACAUAGUGUAUGAUGUGACAGAGUUUUCGAAACAACAUCCGGGCGGCCAAGUUCCUUUGAGGAAUUUUGCUGGAAAAUCAUGCUCUUGGCAGUUUCAUCAGAUCCAUAGCCUCAAAACGCUGCAGAAGUAUGAGAAACUGCGUGUCGGUUGGACAGAAGAUGCUCCCAAUCCAUAUCAGAAGCCGAAGCCCCAAAUCGUGAAGCCAUUGUGGUCUCAUCAAAACUGGUAAUUGGUAGUAGUAGUAGUAGUAGUUGCUAUUUUACGUCGGAAAAGUGGCACGUGCGCUGGUCACGUGCCCACAAAGAUCCCGGAGCGGAAUAUACGACGGGCGAAGCGGAC
This is a messenger RNA of Aspergillus glaucus CBS 516.65, 534 nucleotides long. Its product is annotated as cytochrome b5-like heme/steroid binding domain-containing protein. Gene Ontology annotation, biological process: lipid metabolic process. Bases 62 to 424 code for a protein of 120 amino acids. The record is from RefSeq and is a predicted model, not a curated record. Gene Ontology annotation, molecular function: oxidoreductase activity, acting on paired donors, with oxidation of a pair of donors resulting in the reduction of molecular oxygen to two molecules of water. The transcript has 4 exons. Gene Ontology annotation, cellular component: membrane. Lineage: Eukaryota; Fungi; Ascomycota; Eurotiomycetes; Eurotiales; Aspergillaceae.